AUAUCGCCCUCUCGUUCGCACCCACUACUACUGUUGCGCUCAUCAUCAACAUAUUCUCGACGAAACAUUUUUUUUUUACUUGUUACGUUGAUUUUGUGGCGUUUAAAAUAGCGAUUAACCAGCGCAAAGUUGGCCGUGCGAACAUGUGCUAAAGCGUAAAUACAGUGAUACAAUAGAAUUUAAAUAAUUUUGCAAAAACAUUCCAGCCAGAAGCGAAGGUGUGUGCGUGUACUUGCGACGACUUUUUUUUAAGUUUUUGUCGCGUUGUAAAAUUUUGCACUUAAAAAGCUGACGCGUUUUUCGGGCAGGUGGUUAUUAAAGAAUGUAGAGCUUAUGAAUCUGCCAGUGGAUUCUAUGCGAUAAGGCGGAAAUGCCAGUUGAAAAGUGUGCCAUAGAUUUUCCUGCCCUUUUCUUGUUGGCCCAAAAGGCAUGCAUGUGUGUGUGACCAGUGUGCGUGUGUGUGGGCCUUCCAGUGAAUCGCAUAAAUUAGCAAGCGAAAAAUCACAUUGAAAACAAACGAGGAAAGCUCUAAAGAAAAACCCUACGUGUUAAAUAUAUAUAGUAUACUAUAUAGAAGUGACGUUAUUGUUUCAUGAUUUUUUAAUGCAAUCGAUAUAUGUGCUUAUAUACACUUAUGCUAUCGAUGACGGCAGCUGUUUUCGUUUUUGGCCAGUUUAGUUUUUAUUAAGUGGAAACAAGUAAACAAGUUGUAUUUCGGAUUAACUGUUUCUUUUUUUCCAAUUGGACAUUGGAAGCCCUUGACGCGCGUGUUUGUGUGUUAGUGUUUGUGUGUGCAUUAAUCAUUUAAUCAAUUUGCAUUGCGCUCUCGACAAAAAACAGUAAAUUGUUGUUGCCUUGGCCAGAAAGAGAGAUCAUGUGUAUUUGUUUGAGCCAACUCACAUACACGCACGCACACACGCAUGAAUAAGAGAUGUCAGUUUCAUAACAACGGUGAUCUAUUUUACGUCAGCGGUGAAUGUUACUGCCUUUAUUUAAACUAUUAAACUUUUUUCUAUUAGUUUUAAAAAAAAGAGAGCAAGCGGUAAGGGGCGAGAGAGCGAAAGAGAGAGUGCAACAAAAUAGCGGCCGGCUGUUAGUCCGUGUGUGUGUGUGGGAGUGAGUGUUUGUGUGCGUGGAAGAUCUGCAGAGGAAAAACCGUUUGUUCGUUUCGCUAAUUUGUGUUGUUGCACCGCCGCCCAGCAACAAAAAGAAAACACAAAGGCGCGUAGGCCGGCAAAAAAGAAGGAAAAAGUAUAAAAAGUAAUACAAGAGAGCCAAUAAAAAGCGGAAAAAAGGCUGCCACACAAGUGAUUCAACGUUUCUCGCCGCCACAAUGAAUUCCGAGCAUGGAUUCAAUCCAGCCUUCAAUAUGGCCACCAUACGGCAAGCAUUCACAGAGGCGGUGGAGAGAGUCAGAAUGCCUACGCCCACACGCCUGCGCGACCUCAUCCGACAGAUUCGCGCGGCCAGAACCGCCGCCGAAGAGCGGGCGGUGGUCAACAAAGAAUGCGCCUACAUACGGAGCACAUUCCGCGAGGAGGACUCCGUCUGGCGCUGUCGCAACAUUGCCAAGCUUCUGUACAUACACAUGCUCGGCUAUCCGGCUCACUUUGGCCAACUGGAGUGCCUUAAGCUGACGGCCAGCACGCGGUUCACAGACAAGCGGAUCGGCUACCUGGGCGCCAUGCUGCUGCUGGAUGAGCGGCAGGAUGUCCACCUGCUCAUCACCAACUGCUUGAAGAACGACUUGAACAGCUCGACGCAGUUCGUCGUGGGCUUGGCCCUGUGCACUCUGGGUGCGAUUGCCUCACCGGAAAUGGCUCGGGAUUUGGCCAGUGAAGUGGAGCGUCUGAUGAAGUCCCCGAACACGUACAUCCGCAAGAAGGCGACGCUGUGCGCUUUCCGUGUCAUCCGGCGUGUGCCCGAGCUAAUGGAGAUCUUUCUACCGGCCACGCGAUCCCUGCUUAGCGAGAAGAACCAUGGUAUUUUGAUCACUGGCGUAACGCUGAUCACGGAGAUGUGCGAAAACAGUUCGGAUACGCUGAUGCAUUUUAAGAAGAUCGUGCCAAACCUGGUGCGCAUCCUGAAGAACCUAAUCUUGGGCGGCUAUUCGCCGGAGCAUGACGUCAGCGGGGUGAGCGAUCCCUUCCUGCAGGUGAAGAUCCUGCGACUACUUCGCAUCCUGGGCCACAACGAUCCGGACGCAUCUGAGGCAAUGAACGACAUUCUGGCCCAGGUGGCCACCAAUACGGAGACAAGCAAGAAUGUGGGCAAUACAAUCCUCUACGAGACAGUGCUCUCUAUCAUGGAUAUCCGCUCGGAGGGUGGACUGCGCGUCUUGGCUGUCAAUAUCCUAGGACGAUUCCUGCUCAACUCGGACAAGAACAUAAGGUACGUGGCGCUGAAUACACUGUUGCGAACAGUUCAUGCGGACACAUCGGCGGUGCAGCGGCAUCGCACCACCAUUCUGGAGUGCCUAAAGGAUCCAGACGUCUCCAUUCGCCGUCGGGCGAUGGAACUUUCGUUUGCUCUGAUCAAUGCACAAAACAUACGUACAAUGACCAAGGAGCUGCUGCUCUUCCUCGAAAAGGCGGACGCUGAGUUCAAGGCCCAGUGCAGCUCGGGCAUGAUUCUGGCCGCCGAACGUUAUUCGCCGACCACGCGCUGGCAUCUGGACACACAGCUGAGCGUGUUGAUUGCGGCCGGGAAUUAUGUACGCGACGACGUUGUCUCCUCCACCAUCCAGCUGGUGUCCAGCAGUCCCGUCCCGGAGCAGACGUACAUAACAAACCGUUUCUGGGAGUCACUGCAGGUGGCCAAUCACUGUGAGGACAAGCAGCCCUUGCUGCAGGUUGCCGUCUGGGCCAUAGGCGAGUACGGCGAUCUGUUCAUGUACGGCGCCAACGAGGAUGAGUUUGAACGUCCCACUGAGAGCGAUCUGAUCGCUGUGUAUCAUAAGUUUUUAACCUCUGCUCAAGUCUCGACCACAAGUAAGCAAUACGCUCUGGUCUCCCUAGCCAAGCUAAGCACGCGUCUGCAACAGUGUGUGGAGGAAAUCCAGGCGCUGAUCACGUCCUUUGGCAGCCACCUUAAUGUGGAUCUGCAGCAGCGAGGCGUGGAGUUCACGCAGCUAUUUGGCCAUUAUAAGCAUCUGCGUCCACCGUUGCUGGAGAAGAUGCCGGCCAUGCAGAUCAGCAGGAUUAGCUCGCAGAAUGGCGAGAGCGGUGGUGGCUCCUUCGACGACAACAGUCCGGAUGUCAUUGAAAAUGGCGUAGAGGGAGGCGGCGGUGGCGGACACUCACUUAUCGAAAGCAAUAUGAACACUCUCGGUGACAAUACGAACAUUCUGCUUGAUCUUUUGGGCAGUACGGAUCUCUCGGCGGGCGGCGCUGGUGAUUUAGUAGCAGCCACGGAUAUUUCCAAUGCCGUGCAUAAAAAGAACUCUCGGAAUGCCAACGAUGUGGUAGCCCCCGUUUCCAAUAACCAGGAUCUGCUGGAUCUGCUUGAUUUGGAUCUGUCCACGCCGUCGGCAACGACGACAGGUGCGCCAGCGGGCGGAGGAGGAGGCGGCGGCGGUAUCCUGGCCCUGGCCGGCGAUAAUAACCAGAGCAGUGCGGCAAACAUGAAUAACAUGCUGGGUGGCCUGGACUUGGGUGGCUUUGGAUCUGGUCUGGAUGGUUCGGUGAGCAUACCUACGAAUGGUAACGAUCUGGCCAGUAUGCUGGGCGGAUUGAGAGGAGCUCCGGCUGCAUCAGCGCCACUGGGAGCUCCAGCUGCCGUUGGCAACCUUAUCGAUGGCCAUGGCGGCAAUCUGUUGGGUGAUCUUAAUCCUACGGCUGCAUCCAACAAUGUAGUAGUGCCUCCACAAGGUCCCAGGCUGACGGCGCUGGAUAAGGAUGGUUUACUGGUACAGCUGGUUUCGGUCAAAGGCAACGACUGCAUGCGCAUCUAUAUGACGACCACGAAUAGCUCAGACAAUACCCUGGAUCAGUACUUGCUGCAGGCGGCGGUGCAGAGGAGUUUCCAGCUGCAGAUGCUGACGCCUUCCGGUUCAGUCCUGCCGCCUGGCGGUGUGAUUACGCAGGAGAUGCGAGUGGUGGCCACGUCAAAUGCGACACUACGGAUGCGUCUGCGUAUCCAGUACGUGCUCGAUGGUAAGCAGCAGGUGGAGCAGACGGAGGUGAGCGGAUUCCCUGAGCAGCAGCCGGCGGCGGUCGAAGAGUAGAACUGCAACUGUAUUAAAGCAAAACCAGAUUAGCCUAAUAUCGGAAAUAAUUCAACAUGGGCAACUUGCGCAGCAGGAGCGGCAGCAGCAUCAAUAACACAGCAACAGCAACACUAAAAAACACACACUGUGGUUGUCACACAUUUAUUGUAAAAUAAGUUAUCACACACACAGUAAAACACACAGAGACCCACGCAAUCGCAACUAGAUCAGAGCAUUUUCCAGAUCGGCGCACAGCGUUGUCAGACUCAGACUGUUUUUUAACCGAGAAUAGUCCUGUCGGCGCUCGGUAGCAGAGAAAAUACGGGGAUUUCCCCCCGUCAGAGCAGUUAACUUAUAUAUUUUUUCUAAUUUAUAUCUAAACAUAUAUAUAUAUAUAAACACACUACUUGUCAAAUCAAAUUCUUUACGUUUAUCUUGUUUUAUUAUUAAUAAUUUUCUCAUUUUAAAUGGUGUGUAAACUUUUGUGUGUCAAAGACAACUUUCAGUUUUAAUUUAAGACAAUAAAAGUCAAUCCCGCUAUACCCAUAAAGAAUGGCAACUAACAAACAAUUAAGAAGCAACAACAAAAGAAAUGUAUUAAAACCGAUUGUGAAAUUAUCUAGCAAAGGCAUUUAAAAAGCUUAGCAUUUUAAAAGGAAUCGAAAUGGAGCGAGUUAAGAGAUGUUUGACGUUUGAUGCCAUUUCAAGCUGUUUAUUUGUUAUUUCUAUAUAUGUAAUGAGUGUUUGUUUUCCCCAGUCCUGAGUCUUAUUGAUCGGUUCCGGCUUUUGUUGGACACCCCCCGAUAUUCCUUCUUUUUUUUUACCCCGCUAAAUACAUUCAUUUUAUAUAUAUAUAAACAAACACUGAAACACACACACGACCACGCGGAUAUAUAUUAUGUAUUAUGUAUUGUUAUUUCCUGUGCGCACGUACUUAAAGCGGAGAAUCAGCAGCAACCAGAGAAAGUCUAAAAAAUAAAACACAAACCAGAUAGCACUGUGGAAAACUAGAUAAUAUCUAUGAUAAAUAUAAUUGUAACGGAGGAGGACGCAGCUUAGAACUAUAUAAACUGAUUAGUUGCCGUCGCCGAUGAGAUGACGAUGAUGAUGAUGAUGAUGAGGGGCAUCGAGAAGCAAAGAAAAUCCAUUAACUAUUAUUAUUAUUAUUAUGAUUAUAAAUGAAUUAUGCAGCUGUAUGAGAAUGAAAGAGAGAGAGAUAAGAAAAUAAUAACAUUAACAUAUUGUACAAUAUAUUAUUAUUUUUGUAUUAUUAUCAUUUCCUUUUAUAUCUACUUAUAUUCCACAACCCUUUUGAGCCGAAAUAAAAAAAAAACGAUUUCGUUUUAUCGAAGGACAA
Molecule: messenger RNA, 5564 nt
Organism: Drosophila eugracilis
Lineage: Eukaryota; Metazoa; Arthropoda; Insecta; Diptera; Drosophilidae
Gene: AP-1gamma
Product: AP-1 complex subunit gamma-1
Exons: 14
Coding region: 1334-4225 (963 amino acids)
Biological process (GO): intracellular protein transport; receptor-mediated endocytosis; Golgi to vacuole transport
Cellular component (GO): membrane coat; Golgi apparatus; AP-1 adaptor complex
Molecular function (GO): clathrin-cargo adaptor activity
Source: RefSeq, a predicted model, not a curated record